AUGAGUCUGGCGGAGCGGCUGUUGCGGCGGCUGUGGCGGUGGCUGUGGCUGCUGUGCGGCUUUGAGCUCAGGGAGGAGGGGGGGCCCCCCGCGACCCCCUUAGAGGCCCCCCUCCUCCUCAUCGCCCCCCACACCUCGCACUUCGACGUCAUCCCCGUCACGAUCCACCUCGCGGCCCUCCUCAGUGACGCGGACGCGGCACCGGGGCUGCCCCUCAUGGGAGCCGUGCUGGGCGCCCUGCAGGCGGUCCGCGUGGGAGGCGAGGAGGCGGUGCGGGCGGAGAGGGCGGCGGAGGAGACGAGGCGGAGGGUGGAGAGAGCAGCCAAGGGAGCGCUCCCACAGAGGCACCUGGCGGUGUUCCUGGAGGAGACGGAGCCGGGGAAGGGAGCCGGCAGCGCUUGUGAGAGAGGCGCCUUGGCCGCGGGGGUCGCGGCUCAAGCGGUGCUCAUCAAGUACGAGACGGAAGUCGUCUCGUGGGCCGUGCACGGACCAUCCCCGAUGAAGGUGUUGUGGCUGACCAUGUGCCGGCCGCGAUGCCGCGUGCUCAUCCAGUACCUGCCAGUGUACACGCCCAGCGAGGAGGAGCGGAAGGACCCGGACCUGUAUGCGAACAACCUGCGCGCCCAGGUGCACAGGGCCCUGCAGGAGACUGCGCCCCCCACGGGAGAGGUGUCACGGACCCCUGUGAGGAGCGGGUCGAGAGGGGGCCCGGGAGGCGUCCCCCAGAGAGAGCACCUCCUGGAGCUGCUGCAGAGCCUCAAGCUGCUGGUGGACCGCGCCAUCCCCGAGCUGGAGGCGAUCUCUGAGCGCGUCCGCGCCCUGGGGGGCUUGCGCGUGACCCCACGUGACCUGGCCGCGUGCCUCGCGCGGCCCGAGGGCCCCCACAUGCGCGUGUUGCACGCCGCCUUCGACCCGGGGGCGCGAGGCCACGUGGACGCCCGGGAGGUGCUCGUGGGCCUGGUGCGCGCCGUGUGGCCCGCCCAGUGCCACGAAACCCUGGACCUCGCCUUCCAGGUGUACGAUGCUCGGGGUCAGGGAGAGGUCACGCAGGAAGAGGUGCUGGGGGCCCUGCACGCCACCCUGGGGCCUGACCUGCCCUUUGACCCCAUCGCCCUCUUCCGAGCCGCUGACCCCCACCACACGGGGGCCGUCACAUACGCCGCGUUCAUGGAGGUCGCCCAGCGCUGCCCGGAAUUCCGAGUCAUGUGUGGUGGCGAGGGGGCUACGGGGGACCCGGAUCGCGCGAGGAAGGGCCCGGAGGGGCCCUACCGCCCGCAGAAGCCCCCAUCGGACGCGUACGCCUACGCGGACUUCAUGCAGAGCCGGAGUGGGGAGCCUGGGGCCCGUCUGAAGACGGAAUGACGUGGGGUGGCAGAGACUGCCAAGGGUUUAAAGUUUGAAAGUUUUUUUCUGGGGAAGAGCUCUGCCCAUAUUCGAGUUGGCAGGGUGGUGUAGUGGUGCCACGUGUACCACACUGAAGUAACGUUCUGGGUUCCAUUCCCGAAGCGGGAAGCUGUUGUGCGUGCAGCAUGUGUUCUCUCCCUGCAUGGGUUUCCUCUGGGGUCUCUUGGUUUCCAACCAUUGGCUAAUAAAACCACACAGUGUAACUGGCAUCGGUGAAAACAUCCCAAUGCUGAAAAUUUCACUUGCUAAUCACUUCAUUUGUGAUGCCGUUCUAUUCGUGGCGAUGGCAGUGUGUGCACGACGUCAGUGCCAAAGGAAGGCACAUUUAGGACUCGAGGGUCCUUCAACGUCGAGGCGGUUCACACAAAGACCUCGUCCCAUCGGUGACUGGCCCCGACAAGGGCCCCAUUGCUUCCAGCAGUCGGCUUCUCCUGCCCCACGGCUGGAUUCGAAUUCACGGCGUCCGUUGCGUUGAACGGUGGCGCGAAGGACACGUGACGA
Molecule: messenger RNA, 1905 nt
Organism: Petromyzon marinus (sea lamprey)
Lineage: Eukaryota; Metazoa; Chordata; Hyperoartia; Petromyzontiformes; Petromyzontidae
Source: RefSeq, a predicted model, not a curated record